CACUAUCCUUAUCCUCCUAAAGUAAAAUAUCUCUCUUUUUCUCUCUCUUUCUCUCUCUGGGUAUGCGUGUGGAGUGAAGAUGGCCUUUGCUGGGUUUGCUUCAUCUGGCCUUCUUCCCUUCCUGAUAUGGUGAGAAGGAACCGAAAGGCGAAGAAGAAUACGACCCAUCACUGAGUCCCGGGAGUAAGUACAGGAGAUGAAGGCAGAUGCAGAAGCUUCGGGUUCGGGCCCACAAGAAGCAGCCGAAUCACGGCAGAGCACCAAUACCACCACCGCCACUGAGGCCGUUCGGCGCUCGUCGCCGCCUCGUCCAGCUGGAGCCGCCCCGAACGGCAACACCGAUCAAGACAUCGAGAAAUUGAGGAAUUCAGCUGGUAGGCAAGCUUCUAUUCCUAUGGGGGAGUCCAAUGGCGCAAGUUAUGUGACCAUCCAAGAAGUGCCUUCUUCGCCUAGGGUGGAUAACUUUCGAAAGGUAUCGGUCCUUCCUCUUAUUUUCCUCAUCUUUUAUGAGGUCUCCGGUGGUCCUUUUGGGGUUGAGGAUAGCGUUGGAGCUGCUGGUCCUCUCUUAGCCCUUCUGGGAUUCUUGGUCUUUCCGUUCAUAUGGAGUGUCCCUGAGGCGUUAAUCACAGCUGAAAUGGGCACCAUGUUCCCCGAGAAUGGUGGUUACGUGGUAUGGGUUUUGUCUGCGCUCGGUCCCUUCUGGGGAUUUCAGCAGGGCUGGAUGAAGUGGCUUAGUGGGGUCAUAGAUAACGCCUUGUACCCAGUGCUAUUCCUUGACUACUUGAAAUCGGGGAUCCCUGCUUUGGGUGGCGGGUGGCCUCGGGUAGUUGCAGCAUUAGCUUUGACGGUGCUUCUUACAUACAUGAAUUAUAGGGGUCUGACCAUUGUCGGAUGGGUCGCGAUUACACUAGGGGUUUUCUCGCUUCUCCCCUUUGUGGUUAUGGGGUUUCUGUCGAUACCCAAGUUGGAGCCGUCUAGAUGGUUGGUGGUCAAUCUACAUGAUGUAGACUGGAAUUUGUACUUGAACACACUGUUUUGGAAUCUAAACUACUGGGAUUCGAUAAGCACACUGGCUGGAGAGGUCAAGAACCCGAAGAAAACUCUUCCAAGGGCUCUCUUCUAUGCUCUGAUCUUGGUUGUUCUCGGAUACUUUUUUCCACUUUUAAUUGGAACUGGUGCUGUUCCACUUGACCGUGAGCUUUGGACAGAUGGGUACUUCUCCGAUAUUGCCAAAAUCAUUGGGGGUGUUUGGUUAAGGUGGUGGGUCCAAGCAGCCGCGGCCAUGGCCAAUAUGGGAAUGUUUGUCGCUGAGAUGAGCAGCGACUCUUUCCAGCUAUUGGGCAUGGCUGAGCGGGGCAUGUUGCCUGAAUUUUUCGCCAAGAGGUCUAAACACGGAACCCCUUUGAUUGGAAUUCUGUUCUCGGCUUCUGGCGUGAUUCUGCUUUCAUGGCUGAGUUUCCAAGAGAUCGUUGCUGCAGAGAACUUCUUGUACUGUUUCGGGAUGAUCUUGGAGUUCAUAGCAUUUGUGAAGUUGAGGAUUAAGUAUCCUAAUGCAUCUAGGCCUUUCAAGAUACCGGUUGGGACAAUUGGAGCAAUCGCUAUGUGCAUUCCUCCAACUAUACUAAUAGGCAUUGUCCUUGCUCUUUCUACCCUCAAGGUUGCAAUUGUGAGCCUCGUGGCUGUGGUAAUUGGUUUCAUAAUGGAACCAGCUCUCAAGUACGUUGAGAAGAAGAGGUGGUUGAAAUUCUCAGUCAAUUCCAAUCUUAUAGAUCUCAAUAAUGACACUAGUCAGGAGAGCACUGUUUCGUUGGUGGAUUAGAUCACUGGUCAUCAUUUCAUCAUAUGCGAAAGUCCAACAAGGCAGUUUCAUCAGUUUGAUGCAAAGACACACUUCAAUCUAAAUGCUUCACUUGCGAGUUCAUGCAUUUGGAGAAAAUAUUGAUGGAGAGCAAACAUGCUCAAAAGCUCUUUUAUCUCAAACUGGCUUUGCAUGGCAAAGCUCUGCCAGCCGUGGCAGAAUCUAUUUUAUCGCUUGAGUUUUAGAGUGAUGAUAGAUGAGGGAAAAAUUGGUUGCCAAAAGAAGAAUAGGCUAAGCUUGUUUAGUUUGUAUUUGUAAUUUUGUAGCCUAAGCAUCCAUCUCAAUGCAGCAUCAGAAGAAAUAUUUGAGAAUUAUUGAUGUAGUUUUAUAAAUAUCAUGUAGAGAUCAUCAUGGUGGGUUGUGUUCAGCUUACGCCACUUGUGAUGGUUUUCCAGUGCAAAUACUCAUUGAAGUGAA
This is a messenger RNA of Eucalyptus grandis, 2275 nucleotides long. Its product is annotated as probable polyamine transporter At1g31830. The transcript is spliced from 2 exons. Gene Ontology annotation, cellular component: membrane. Gene Ontology annotation, biological process: transmembrane transport. The coding region runs from base 197 to 1819 and encodes 540 amino acids. Lineage: Eukaryota; Viridiplantae; Streptophyta; Magnoliopsida; Myrtales; Myrtaceae. Gene Ontology annotation, molecular function: transmembrane transporter activity. The record is from RefSeq and is a predicted model, not a curated record.